This is a messenger RNA of Gryllus bimaculatus (two-spotted cricket), 2164 nucleotides long. Lineage: Eukaryota; Metazoa; Arthropoda; Insecta; Orthoptera; Gryllidae. The record is from the annotation of a GenBank genome assembly.
UAUACGGUAGAGUGGAUCUUGUUUAUAUGGAAAUUGCGAGUUCUAUGAGCGCUACCCCAGAUUUGACAGGUUGCCCACCAGAGCGCUCUGAACUCUGAAGAGUGGAACUGGGACAACGAGUUUGAAAUCCCGUCAAAUCCAUUGAAAUUAAUUCAAGCUUGUUGGACUUGCAAUGGUAUGAUUAGCACCUAUAAAUUCUUUGAGUAGUGCAUCGUUGCGCAUGGUGGAUAUUGUGGAAGUAACCACGAUGGAUUUGUGAUGAUCGAUAAUAGUUUGAAUUUCGUAAAUAGAAUGUAAAGUGUAUAUUAUGCGUGUUGUGAUAAUGAACGAUUGUCUUCAGCGUAUCAUAGUACCGCACGUGUUUUAGUAUUUUCACUAAAUUGUGCAAGUUACCAUCAAAAUAAAUGAUUAAACACACUGCUGUUUUUUUUUUCAAUUCUGUGAUGUGGACGUUCGUUUUGGGGGUAAAUUAGUGUGUUUGCAAGGUUAGCGUGUAAUAAACAUCUUAAAGCUUCGAGAGCUAACUCGUAAGUUUGUUGUUGUACAUUGUAAUAAAACGUAAAAUACAUCGCAAUGAGUGACACCUCGGAAAUGGAUGAAGAUCAAGAAAAGUCAUCAGGAGAAACUUCAAAUGUUUCCAGUGGAUAUUUGAAAAAGCCUAUUUGCCUGAUAAUAUUGGGAAUGGCAGGGUCAGGAAAGACUACUUUUGUACGAAGACUAACAUCUACCAUGUAUGAUAAACGGAAAAUGCCUUAUGUGAUUAACUUAGAUCCAGCCUGUCAUGAUGUACCCUAUCCUGCAACAAUAGACAUCCGAGAUACAGUAAAUUACAAGGAAGUAAUGAAACAGUAUGGAUUAGGGCCAAAUGGUGCUAUUGUGACCUCGCUGAAUUUGUUCUCUACAAAGUUUGAACAAGUAGUUCAGUUACUGGGACGUGCUUCAGAACGUUUUGAAUAUUCAAUCCUGGAUACUCCUGGACAAAUCGAAGUAUUUACAUGGUCAGCAUCAGGCAGUGUAAUAACUGAAGCAUUAGCAUCAACAUUUCCUACAGUUGUAGUUUAUGUUAUGGAUGCUGUUCGUAGUGUUAAUCCAACAACUUUUAUGUCUAACAUGUUAUAUGCCUGUUCUAUUUUGUAUCGUUCCAAAUUACCAUUCAUUGUAGCAAUAAAUAAGGUAGAUGUGGUGGAACACAAGUAUGCCCUGAAUUGGAUGAAAGAUUUUGAGGCCUUCCAAGAAGCGCUGGAAGCUGAAACAUCAUAUAUUUCCAAUUUGACAAGAUCAAUGUCCUUGGUGUUAGAUGAGUUCUAUAGCACAUUACGAUGUGUUGGAGUCUCUGCUGUCACCGGAACAGGCAUUGAUGAAUUUUUAACUCUUGUAGAGCAAGCAGCAAAUGAGUAUGAGAGUGAAUAUAGAGUACAAUGGGAACAUGUUCGAAAAGAACGUAAAGCUGCAGAACAACUCCAAAAGGAGAAAAAAUUAGCAGAGAUAGCCAAGAGUAAAGAACAAGGUGAAGGGGCUCCAGUACCCUUGAUUCAUGAGGUGAAUGCUGCACAAGAAUUUCUUGAUGUUUACCUGAAGCACCCAGCAAAUGAGAGUAGUGAAGAUGAAGAGGGAGAGGAAUUACCCUCACCUGCCCAACAGGAAGAAUUAGAAGAGACUAAGGAAAAGGAAUCCUUUAUGAAUUAUCUUCUGCAGCAAAAACAAAUUCAACAAAAGAAGAUCGAGGGAUCUGUCCAGAGGGCCACUACUAGUCAUCAGUGACACUCGUGCAAAUGAACACAUUUUAUAAAUAUUUUAAUUGUUUAAAACAGUAAAAUAGUUUGUAAUAUGAUUUUUGUAACUUAUUUCUAAUAUCCCAAAAGUUUAUCCUACUUCACAUAUUUUGUGCUAAUUAUAAUACUUUAUGUAUUUCUUAAGUAACUUUUCAUUUCUUAACUAACUUAACAUUUCCAUAAAAAUACAUUUUUCCAUGACAUCAGUUCUUAUAAUUAUGUAGUUUGGUUUGAAACUUUAUUUCCAGCCACAUUUAAAAAGUCUUUCCUGAACUCAACAAACUAUUUGAAUAACGUGUAGUGAAAAGGGGUAAGUUUUUCAUUUCCAGUAAUGUUAAUAAUUUAAAAAAGUUACAGGCCUGAUUUUAGAAUAAAAUUUAUUAAAACAAGAA